AUGUUGAAUCGCACAUUUUCCAAGUUCUUUAAUAUUAAGUUAUGGUUCUACAUAUCUCUAAGACACAAUUCAUCAUAUAAACCUAACAAAUCUUCUCAUGAGAUACGAAAACGCUUUUUAGAUUAUUUUAACAAAGAAAACGAUCAUGUAUUUGUUAGAUCUAGCCCCAUUGUGCCAUACUGUGAUCCUACAGUACCUUUUGUAAACGCAGGGAUGAACCAAUUUAAAGGAGUAUUUCUAGGUUUACAACAGCCUGUUAGUACAAAAAUAGCUAACAGUCAAAAGUGUGCUCGAGUUGGUGGAAAGCAUAAUGAUUUAAAUAUAAUUGGCCAGGUCGGUUAUCAUCAUACAUUUUUUGAAAUGUUAGGUAAUUGGUCUUUUGGAGAUUAUAGUAAGAAACGAGCUUGCGAAUUGGCUUGGAAUCUUUUGGUGGGGCCUUAUAAUAUUUCACCGGAUAGAUUAUAUGUUACAUACUUUGAGGGGGAUAAAGGACACAAUUUAGAGCCUGAUGUGGAAUGUAAACAUAUCUGGAGGGAAAUAGGAGUACCUGAAGAUAGAAUUAUUCCUUUUGGCAUGAAAGAUAAUUUUUGGGAAAUGGGAAGUACAGGUCCUUGCGGUCCUUGCACAGAAAUUCAUAUAGAUCAUUUAUCUACAUCGGCCAAUAGAAGAGAUCAUGUUAAUAAAGAUUUUGGGGAUCUUACUGAAUUGUGGAAUAUUGUUUUUAUACAAUAUAAUAGAAUUGCUUCAGGUGCUGUCGUUCCUCUACCUAAAUGCCAUAUAGACACCGGUAUGGGAUUUGAACGUCUCGUAUCAGUCAUUCAAAAUUGCAAAACAAACUAUGACACAGAUUUAUUUGCACCACUUUUUAACACAAUUCUUAAUAAUUCUAAAUCUGCUAUUAAACCUUACAAAGGCACUUUUGGUGAAGAUGAUCAAGCUAAAUUAGAUACAGCUUAUAGAAUUUUAGCAGAUCAUUGUCGUUUGAUUACAGUUUGUUUAGCAGACGGCAUGAUACCUGAUUUAAAUCCUAAGCUCAGAAGAAUCUUACGCAAAGCUUUACUCCUGUGUGAAAAAUACUUCAACACAAAUGCUUCCUUACUAAAAGUUUUAAGCAACUCAGUAGCAGAAAUUUUGGGAGAAACGUACCCAGAAAUUGUAAAAAAUUUAAAUAAAGUACAUAAUUUGAUUCAUCACGAAGAAGAGGUGUUGCGGGCUCUUAGAUUAGACGCUAGUAAAAAAUGGCAAAAUAUUUUGAAUGAAAGUCCUGAAUUAAUAAAUUUAGAUGUAAUAGAGUUUCCAGGUUUGGUAUCAGGGUAUAAAGAAAUUCAAAAUGCUUUAACCAACGGUUCAAAAAUAUUAACAAGUGAAUUAGCAUAUAAAUUAUGUGAUACCUAUGGUUUUGAUGAAGGUGUUAUACAAAAUAUUGCGGAUAUUAAAGGAUUAUAUUUUGAUAAAAAUGAUUUUGAUAAUUUUGUCGAUAAUAAAAAGGCUCAGUCUAAACAAAUGUCUUCGCGGUAUACACAAAAAGAACUGUAUGAUUUAAUUGGUUCUUUCCAACAAACUAUUCCUACUACUGAUAAUUCUUUUAAAUAUAAUUAUAACUACGACAACAAAUAUAUUUUCCCCAAACUGCAAGCUAAAGUUAAAGCUAUUAUAGUCGACAAUACAAGUGUAAAAGAAAUUACAAAACCUUCAGAAGCCUCAAUAAUUUUGGAUAAAUCAAACUUUUAUCACGAAUCCGGCGGCCAAGAAUCCGACACCGGCAAAAUCAUCAUCAACAACGAUGUUUAUUUUGAAGUCACAUCUGUUAUUAACGUACAAAACUACAUAAUACACAAAGGCAAAUUUAUUACCACAAACAACUGCAAUUUUUGUCUAAAACUUGACAAUACAGUAUUUGCUGAAAUUGAUGGCGAACGCCGACUGAAUAACAUGAGAAAUCAUACAGGUGUCCAUUUAUUACAAGCGGCUGUUAAUAAAAUUUUGCCCCAUUGUGUAAUUGCUCAGACAUCGAGCAAAGUUUGUUCAGAAUAUUUUAGUUUGGGUUUAGCAAUUUAUGAGAUCGGAUUUAUGAAACAUAUUGAUAGAAUUGAAACACAAAUCAGGAAAAUUAUAAAUGAAGGAAUUCCCAUUGGUGUAAAUUCUAUAAAUAGUCAAAAACUGUUGGCAAUGGAUGAUGUUACACUUGUACCCGGUGAAGUUUAUCCUGAUGAUGAUAUUCGAAUCAUUGAAGUAUCAAAUGAUAAUUUCCUUUCAAAAGAAGCCUGUUGUGGUACUCACAUAUUAAAUACAAAACACUUAGAAGAAUUUUCCAUAACAAAAUUCCAGAAUUUAUCAAGAAGUAAUAUGGUUUUUAUGAAAAUAAAGUUGAAACACUACAAAAACGCAUCACCGAAAACACACACAACAAAAUCCUGCAUCAAUGAAUUAAAAUCUGAAAUAAACAACACUACUCUAUCAUACGUAACAAAAAUGCAAUCUCUAGAAAUAAUAGAUGAUUUAAUAAAAUCAUCCAAUCAAUUCCAAUAUCAGAAUCUCAAAGAUUUCAUAGACGUCGAAAUGAAAGAUGUUAUGGAUUCUCUAAAAGCAAACAAAGGGUCAUUCCUGGUACACAAUUUAAUAUGUGCCUCUUUAAUGGAGAACGUUAAAUUAGAUAAAGUUACUAGAUAUUGCAAAGAUAAACCUGUUAUCAUAUUUUCCUACUCGAAUGGUUAUGUGAAAGCUAGAUGUUGUGUGCCAGAGGAUUGCACAAGUGAAAGUUUUAACGCACAAAAGUGGUUGAAAAUAUCUGCUGAUAUAUUUAAAGCUCAUGUUGGUCCACCGAAAGGCCAAAAUGAAAAUUUUAUUUGUAAUAUGAAAGCAAAGAAGAUUCUGGAGCCUGAGUGGUAUGAUUUGUUAGAAAAAGCUGUGCAAUUAUCGAAUGAAUAUGCUAAAGUACAUAUUAAUAAAUAG
Ctenocephalides felis (cat flea) is the source of this 2952-nucleotide messenger RNA. Its product is annotated as alanine--tRNA ligase, mitochondrial-like. NCBI's taxonomy places the organism in Eukaryota, Metazoa, Arthropoda, Insecta, Siphonaptera, Pulicidae. Gene Ontology annotation, biological process: alanyl-tRNA aminoacylation; tRNA modification. Bases 1 to 2952 code for a protein of 983 amino acids. The transcript is spliced from 12 exons. The record is from RefSeq and is a predicted model, not a curated record. Gene Ontology annotation, molecular function: alanine-tRNA ligase activity; ATP binding; nucleic acid binding. Gene Ontology annotation, cellular component: cytoplasm; mitochondrion.